UGCAAAAUACUAGUGAAAAGAAAUUUUUUAUUAAUUUUCGUUUUUAGUUUUUACGUACGACAAAUUUACGACUUUUAAAAAAAAUCGUAUAUGCAAGUGAUGCAAUGGAGCUUUCUUCAGAUCCUUAUGAACUAAAAUUGUAUCAGAUGUUCCAAAGUUGUGACAAAGAGCAAUGUGGUUUGCUUAAUGAAGAAUCAUUGUAUCGUUUAUGUGGCCUCCUGGAACUUCAGGAUAAAGGCGCUGUUCUUAUUGCAGCUUUAUCUGGCAAUGGUCGUGUUUCUUUUGAUCGUUUUAAAGAAGCACUGUUGAGUUUUCUCGGCGCAGAGCUUGGGUUGGAUACCGAAGAACAACAUUCACAUUCGGAAACACAUAUACGCAGUAGCAAUGUGAUCUCAGCAGCGACGAUCAUUAAUACUAGCAAUAGUAGUGGCUGUUUGGAGGAUACUAAAGAGCGAACUCUAGUUAUAUGUGAUGAAACUGCAGGAAGUAAAUCGUUAGAUAGUGAUCAUACCACGUCAGACCGGGAAGUCUCACCUAAACUUGUGAUGGGAUCUAAAAAAUAUGGUAGACGUUCCCGACCAGCAGUACAAAAUGAAAAUAACGCACCGCUGACAGAUUCCGAUGAUGAUGUUAAUGAACAGGAUCAUAGACUAUGCGAUAUGAAUUUACACCACAGCAUAUCUUCAGUGCAGCGUUCGUCUUCGCAAACUGACAUUCCCAAUAAAGGAAGGCGUCGCUUGCCUACAGCAAAUGAUGGUGGCAAACUUAAACGUUGUUCUUCUUUGCCUACACAUCGAAACUUGCUACACAAAAUGGCUCCUAAAUCACUUACUUCAAAUGUGCAAAAACCACAAAUUGAAAAGGAUGUGAAAGUGUCAUCGAUUUGGAAUAAGCAUCAACAAAAACAGGCACUGAAUAGUAGUGUGGAAUCAUUAGAUUCACCAACAUUAGCUGAGCCUGAAAUACUGCCUGUACAUAGAAUAUUAGAUAUAUUCGAGCGGGCACAUCUCGCAAAUGGUAAGGGAAUUUUGCUCGCUCUCGGAUUUGAUGAUGAAGAAGUUAACGUAGGCCAGUUGAACAAAGUUUUGGAAGAGGAAUUACGUGGUUUUGAAGAUGAUACGCAGCUAGCACUAGUUCGUGCUUACAUGGCUUUGCAGAUGGCAGAACUAACAACCUUACGCCAAACAGUUCGCCAAUUAUACGGUGAAAAUAAAAAACUGCAUGCCAGCAAUAAAGACGCAAAUCAGCGGUUGUCAUUACUAGCAGCUGAAAUUGAUGAACGACACGCAUCUUUGGAAGAUUCUUCAAAAAAAGAGAUACGUAUGCUGGAGCAACGACAUGCUACUUUGGUACGUGAGUUGUCGACAAGGAUGGCUAACGAUCGUGAAAAUUGGAGCAGUUUUACAUCUCGUCUUGAAGCAAAAGUCAAGCAACUUGAGCAGGAAGAAAUCAAGUUUAAAACGGAGUUGGAACUUGUGCGAAGAGAAAAUUGCGAUUUAGAAAAUGAGCAACACAAAAUGCAGAAACAAGUCACUGAUUUACUUGAAAAAAAUGUCCAACUAAAUCUGCAGUUAGCAGACUUAAAUAAGGACGCUACUAAUGAUAUACGGGAUAAUCAAAAUGGCAAGAGAAUAGAUGAAGACGAAAAUGUAGCAGGAUUGGUAGACAAAAUAUCCGAAUUGAAAAUAGAAAAUAAAAAUUUACGAGAUAAGACUGAUGAGCUAGUAGCUGAAAUAGAGCGUUUGAAUUUGGAGCUAUUGCGUAUAAAAUCGAAAAAUAAAAAAAUUCCGCCGUCAAUCAACACUAACACAACUACAGAAUUAGAUGCACCCAUUGCUGUUUUGGAUGAUUCCGAAUUAGGAGUCAAUUUAACUGCCACGAAGCGUCGCGGUGACUCGCCCAGUAAAUCUCAUAUAACAGAAGAAAGUCCCCGGUUGGGUAAACUACGGAAAUGCACAGAUGGGACAGGUAGUGAGACCAGUGACACCAGCGGGGAGUGGAUGGCCCUCAACUCGGAGUUACGUGAGUCAGAGUCAGAUCGAAAUAUAGCAGCAGAUUGUGCUCAAGAAUACUUGGAGCAAAUUUCCUGCCUUAAGCAGAAAAUAGCUGAACUAGAAACACCUAAAAGUAAUUAUGCUACUAGUGAAAGUGUUUAUACUGAUGAACGUUGUAAAGAAUUAGAAGCCAGUUUGGAACAAAUGCAACGUGCUUACGAAGACUGCGAAGAUUAUUGGCAAUCUAAAUUAGCUGAAGAACGGCAAUUAUUUGAAAAGGAACGGCAAAUCUACGAAGAAGAACAACAAGAGAGUGAUAAAAAAUUUACUGAGUUGAUGGAAAAAGUGCGCGAAUAUGAAGAACAAUUCAGUCGAGAUGGCAGACUAUCACCCAUAGAAGAGAAAGAUGCGCUGGAGCAGCAAUAUGCUGAUCUAGAGGCGGAGGCUAACGAAUUACGAGAGACGGCAAGAAAAAUGUUCGACGAAAAGUGCAACGAAAUCGAAAGCUUACAACGAGAAAUCGAGGAUUUGCGUACGAGGUUAGGCGAAAGUGUGGAAAUACUUACCGGUGCAUGCGAGUUGAACAAUGAAGCUAUGGCAGUGAGUGCUUUACACAUUAAUCCAGAUAAGCAGAGUCCGGCUAGUUCUCCGAUUAGCUAUCUAUGGCAUCAGAGUACCAUACAAGAACCAGUUAAAAACUACAAUACAACAUUCCCUGAGUCACCUUCUCGACAUCCUAAUCGCAACAAUCUGACAACAUCUGAAACUACGAUAUUCAGUACCACUCCAGUCGACACUAUCGCGCCUAUUCAAAAGCCAGUAGGAUCGAAGCAGUCUGAGUCGGAAACUGAUGAUGUUUCUUCCACAGCCUCGGGCAAAAGUUCUGAGGGUCACAGUCCUGCGUCCACAAAUAGCGCAAGUCAAUCACAAACACAGCAACAAAUAAAAACGUCGCCCAGUACCGAAAAUAGCAUAUCUAGUCUAAGUAUGAAGGAAGAGUUGAAGCGGUUGAAAUUCUUCGAGAUAUCAUUACGGGAGCAAGUAAAGAAUUUGUCUUUACAAAGAGAUGGGCUAGUUAUGGAACUGCAACAGUUGCAAGAGGCACGUCCUGUGCUUGAAAAGGCCUAUGCUCGCACCCUACAUCCGAAUAUUAUACAGCGUGUUAACCAACUGGAAUUGCGAAAUCGUCAUUUGCAAAACGCUAUCAAGCAACAGCAACAACAAACGGAGUCCUUAAUGCAGCGCUCGUGGCAGCAACACCAAAUAGAACUUGCCGAGUUGCAUAAUAGAAUCGAAACACAAGGAUCAUUGAUUGCAGAACAAGUACAGCGCUUGCAAAAUGGCGAUUUGCUGGUCAAAGAUUUGUACGUCGAGAAUGCUCAUUUAGCCGCCACUGUACAGCGGUUGGAGCAGCAUCGUGUACGCAUGAAUAUGAUGCAUCAACAACGACAGGGCUUAAAUGGAUUGCCUGGAAUGCCUUAAACAUUUUAUUAUGCCAUGUUACCCAAAGAUUUGGAUAUAAUUGCAUUAGUAGAUGUUUUCUUUGUUUUACCGAGUAGUUAAUAUUAAUUGUUCACAAGCCUUUAUGUCCACAAGAAGAUGUUGUUAACACAAAGAAUCAAAUUUCGCACAAGAACUCGUGUUUGGCACCUCAAACUAACACUAAAUAUUAUCAAUAGGAAUAGUAUUCAUAUUGGGAGAAGCAUGAUGUAUUACGAUAUUAGAUGAUAGGUAGAAAAAUGUGAGGGACUUGCAUAUCCAUGGGACAUGUUGAUCAAGAGUAGUAUUUUUAGGAACAUAUGCUCUUAUAUAUUUGUAAUAUAAUACGAGUAUUAAAUAUUGUCCUCAUUUUUACUUUUACUCAAAAACCAAAACAACUGACUGUACCUUUCGAGGAAUUUUGUUAAUUCAAUCUUACGUACACAUUUUUAUUUUUUCAUUACUGUGAAAAAAUAUGAUCGUUUUGUAUACAGUUUAUGUUAUGUGCGUUUAAAAGCUAAAUUUUUAAGAAUAUAAAGUUUCUACAUAAAUGCUAAAUAUGUAGAUUGGUGUUAAAUAUACAAUUUCGUUUGGAUUGAUUUUUUAAUUGUCUGCAUAUAUUAAGUGAAGAAAAAAGUUCUGAUCAUCUGAUCUCAUUAGAUGUUUUUAUUGAGCCAUAUACUAAUAUGGUGAUUGGAAGGUAACAUUACGCUUCAAAAAAAGGUCUUUGACAGUUUUGUGAUUAGUAAAACCGGUUGUGUGUUAUAUCUUUCCGCAAUAGAGGUUAAAAGUCGCAGCAAACAAAUUUGUUCUGUUUAUGGACCCAGGCACAGUAUCGAAUGCAAUGGCAAAGAGUGUGUUUUUGUGAUUUCGCGCUGAUAAUAUGUGCGUCGAAAAUGGGGUGCGCUCUAAAACCGCUUUGAACCAGUUGCAUAAGGCUGGUCCUAAAAGAAGCUUAAUAUAUGGAUGGCAGAAAAUUUUACACAAAAAUGUUGGACGCAUUGACGCCUGCCAUUGUUUGCCGAAAUAUACAAUCGAGGCAUUUUUAAAGCGGAUGUUAACUGUCGAACUGGCGUUCAAAAAUGGAUCACAUAUCCCAUGAUUCCAUCAGGCCAAGUAAUCAAUUCAGGCCUCUAUUAGGAACAACUGGCCAGAUUGAUGGAGGCGAAUGAUCAGAAGCGGUCAGAAUUUGUCAAUAAGCCAAACCACACAGAUCUUCAACGACGCUCCAGAUGCUUGGAGAGCUCGUAUGGAAGAUUCUAUCGCAUUCCCCUCUUUGAAACAUUUGUAUAAUUUUCUUAAUGGAGUUAUCAAAUUGUUAUAAUAUAAUCCUAAUUAUGUUAAUAUCAUCGAAAUUCUCAGAACUUUUUACUUGACCUAAUAUGCACAUUUGUGAUUAAUAUUAGUUUGUCAAACUGAUUUUAAUCUUUAAAGGCGAAAUAUGUCUACCAAACUUUACUAACUGUUGACCUAGCGAAUAAAGUUUUAAUUUCGUUCCCUAGCGUAUUUACUUACAUUAAUUCCUAUAUGCCAUAUGCCUAAGACCACAAAGAAAUACACCGAAAUUUGUUGUUGUUUGUUGAAAGGAAAAACUGCGUAUUUGAAGUUUUUUUUUUUAGAAAAUUUUGCGAUCUAAGACAGUUGGUGUAAGUUAAUAAAAUCAUGUCACAGUUUUAAAUUAUAAAAGUCGGUUAAAAUGUUAAAUUUAUAUAAAUUUUAUUUAAUUAUAUUACUAUUUUUAAGUUGAGCUGUUUAUUACAAAAGACACAAGGAAGAAACGAGAUCAAUUUUACUCGCUUUUUUUUUAAAUUAUCCACUUUAUACAAAACUCCAUAUGUAUUCGUUUUUAUAGUUUGCAAUAUACUUUGAUGAACUACACUAAAAUGUUGAAAUAAAACAAAGAAAUAAAAUG
Molecule: messenger RNA, 5385 nt
Organism: Anastrepha obliqua
Lineage: Eukaryota; Metazoa; Arthropoda; Insecta; Diptera; Tephritidae
Gene: Bsg25D
Product: blastoderm-specific protein 25D
Exons: 8
Coding region: 105-3476 (1123 amino acids)
Biological process (GO): microtubule anchoring at centrosome
Cellular component (GO): centrosome
Source: RefSeq, a predicted model, not a curated record